Molecule: messenger RNA, 1624 nt
Organism: Branchiostoma belcheri (Belcher's lancelet)
Lineage: Eukaryota; Metazoa; Chordata; Leptocardii; Amphioxiformes; Branchiostomatidae
Product: casein kinase II subunit beta
Exons: 8
Coding region: 162-809 (215 amino acids)
Cellular component (GO): protein kinase CK2 complex; cytoplasm
Molecular function (GO): protein kinase regulator activity
Source: RefSeq, a predicted model, not a curated record
AGACUGAUGACACUGGUACGAAAAAAACUCACUCAUUUUGGUGCGACCUGGACCACGGGCGACUUUCUCACUCAAGAAACCAGCCUUCCUGGGAAGUAUUUGGCGUGUUUUGGGGACGUGUGGCUGAAGAAACUAUUUAUCCGCACAAAUAAGGAUAGAAGAUGAGUAGUUCAGAGGAAGUGUCCUGGAUCUCCUGGUUCUGUGGCCUGAGGGGAAAUGAGUUUUUCUGUGAGGUUGAUGAAGACUACAUCCAGGACAAGUUUAAUUUGACAGGACUGAAUGAGCAGGUGCCACACUACAGACAGGCUCUGGAUAUGAUUCUGGACCUGGAACCAGAUGACGAGCUGGAAGAUAACCCUAACCAGAGUGACCUGAUUGAGCAGGCUGCUGAGAUGCUGUAUGGUCUCAUCCACGCACGCUACAUCCUCACUAACCGGGGCAUCGCUCAAAUGUUGGAGAAAUACCAGCAGGGAGACUUUGGCCACUGCAGCCGUGUCUACUGUGAGAACCAGCCCAUGCUACCGAUUGGCCUGUCAGAUGUACCGGGGGAGGCCAUGGUCAAACUGUACUGUCCAAAGUGCCAGGAUGUCUACACACCCAAGUCCUCCAGACAUCAUCAUAUAGAUGGGGCGUACUUUGGCACCAGCUUCCCCCACAUGUUGUUUAUGGUGCACCCUGAGUACAGACCACAGCCUCCCAAGAACAAGUUUGUUCCCAGAUUGUAUGGCUUCAAGAUCCAUCCAUUGGCCUAUCAGAUACAAGCUCAGGCUUCCAACAACUUCAAGAGUCCUGUCAAAACACUGCGAUGAAUACUGCACAUAGGAGGACUUCUUGUUGUACACAUGGCUGGGAUCUAAGCCUGGUACAUGUACAUCUAGCCUGUAGUUAUUUCAACAUCCAGAAUCCCUGCUCAGUAUCUUCCUUUAAAUGUCUGAGGCACAUUACCUCUAUUUUUCUUAUGUGACUUCAACACUGUUAUCAUUCUUUUAUAUUUUGUACAGAAGUGUGGUAAAAAUAUGCUUAUUGGUUGGUCCAGACACACUUUGUGGAUGCCUGAUUUUCACAAUGUUACCCUCCUGACCUGUGAACAAAACUUGGCUUCACCUUACAGUCUUAUAUGCUUACUUUAUGUAUAUUGUACAUGUACAUUAUGUACUUGAAUAGAUUUUGUACUUCGCUUACACCCCACACACCCAUUAAGUCAACCAAAAAAUUCCCUUAUACCCCAUACAAACUGUUAAAGAAAGUCCUUGUUGGUGCAGUAUUCCUUUUAUCAAGAGUUCAAAUUGCAUGCUUAAUUGAUUUCCUCCAAAAAUUGAAAGAGAUGAGUAGAUGUGUGUGACCUUACCUGAAUAGCCAGCAUCAUUGUUUUACGUACGUAACUUCUCACAGUUGUUUCUACAUAUAGCAUGUGUGCUAUCCAAACGUGGUGACUGGUGUAAAGCAGUCAAUUAAAAAUCAUUAUAAAAUUAUUACUAUAUAGAGGUGUGUUGCAUAUGAUGUUUGGCCCCAUAAAAUCUCUGGAAAUUUAGCAUGACCACCUGGCAGAAAAGUUAUUCCCACAAGAAGGGGACUGAUAACCUUGUGUUUGUACGAUUGUCACUUAAAUUUAGAUUUUGUCAGA